CCAUCCCGGAAGUGCGCGUGGCGGCGGUGGCGGCGGCCGCAGCGGGGCUGGUAAGCGGGCGCGCGCCGCUCAGAGGAGCAGAGUUGGUGGCAUGUGUAGUUGGUGACCGCCUCUCCAGAUGCUGAGGUGCCUGUAUCAUUGGCAGAGGCCAGUACUGAACUGUAGGUGGAGUAGGCUGUGUCUUCUGAAGCAGUAUCUAUUUACAAUGAAGUUGCAGUCUCCCGAAUUCCAGUCACUUUUCACAGAAGGAUUGAAGAGUCUGACAAAAUUAUUUGUCAAAGAGAAUCACGAAUUAAGAAUAGCAGGAGGAGCAGUGAGGGAUUUAUUAAAUGGAGUAAAGCCUCAGGAUGUAGAUUUUGCCACCACUGCUACCCCUACUCAAAUGAAGGAGAUGUUUCAGUCGGCUGGGAUUCGGAUGAUAAACAACAGAGGAGAAAAGCACGGAACAAUUACUGCCAGGCUUCAUGAAGAAAAUUUUGAGAUUACUACACUACGGAUUGAUGUCACCACUGAUGGAAGACAUGCCGAGGUAGAAUUUACAACUGACUGGCAGAAAGAUGCGGAACGCAGAGAUCUCACUAUAAAUUCUAUGUUUUUAGGUUUUGAUGGCACUUUAUUUGACUACUUUAAUGGUUAUGAAGAUUUAAAAAAUAAGAAAGUUAGGUUUGUUGGACAUGCUAAACAGAGAAUACAAGAGGAUUAUCUUAGAAUUUUAAGAUACUUCAGGUUUUAUGGGAGAAUUGUAGACAAACCUGGUGACCAUGAUCCUGAGACUUUGGAAGCAAUUGCAGAAAAUGCAAAAGGCUUGGCUGGAAUAUCAGGAGAGAGGAUUUGGGUGGAACUGAAAAAAAUUCUUGGUGGUAACCAUGUAAAUCAUUUGAUUCACCUUAUCUAUGAUCUUGAUGUGGCUCCUUAUAUAGGUUUACCUGCUAAUGCAAGUUUAGAAGAAUUUGACAAAGUCAGUAAAAAUGUUGAAGGUUUUUCACCAAAGCCAAUGACUCUUUUGGCCUCAUUAUUCAAAGUACAAGAUGAUGUCACAAAAUUGGAUUUGAGGUUGAAGAUCGCAAAAGAAGAGAAAAACCUUGGCUUAUUUAUAGUUAAAAAUAGGAAAGAUUUAAUUAAAGCAACAGAUAGUUCAGACCCAUUGAAACCCUAUCAAGACUUCAUUAUAGAUUCUAGGGAACCUGAUGCAACUACUCGUGUAUGCGAACUACUGAAGUACCAAGGAGAGCACUGUCUCCUAAAGGAAAUGCAGCAGUGGUCUAUUCCUCCAUUUCCUGUAAGUGGCCAUGACAUCAGAAAAGUGGGCAUUUCUUCAGGAAAAGAAAUUGGGGCUCUAUUACAACAGUUGCGAGAACAGUGGAAAAAAAGUGGUUACCAAAUGGAAAAAGAUGAACUUCUGAGUUACAUAAAGAAGACCUAAAACUGAUGGCUACUAAAAAGCAGAGCAUUUCUGCCAGUCAUAACAUCAUUGUACUCUAUGAGCAAAUAGUAAUUUUGGACCUUGAUAAAACAAUUUUGUAGAGUGUAAUAUUUCUAAGAGGAAGUGUCACAGGGGCUAUGAUGCAAGAAAGCCUCAGAAAUGACUGCACACAGGUCAGUAAUUAGCUGCAUUAUAAAAUAAUACUUUGAUGUACUGCCAAAAUACAGAUUUAGACCCAACAUCAUAUAAUACAUACUAUUUCUGUAUAGAAAGUAUGCAGAUUUAGCUAUCAGGUCUGGUUUUGUCAUGUGUAAAACCAUUUUCAGUAGUAGUAUGUGUGUGUUUUUACAGAUCAGAAAAUUUUAUUUGCUAGUAAACAGUAUGGGACAUACUGAAAUUAUAACAUUUCAGGGAGGAAAAGGUAACUCAUUGUAACUUGUUUAGAUUUCAGCCUACAGAGAUGUAGUAUGCUGCUGAAAAGAACUUCCUGGGAUCCACUAUAGAGUAAGUAAGUUUUAGUGCAGUGUAAGAACUGUAUGAACAACCAGUGAAGUCAUAUAAACCCCAAAUUAUUAAAGUAGUGAAGUAGAGCUUAGAAAAAAUAAGGCAGGGGCAUAUCCUGAAUAGAAGCAUUCUUGAAUUUUCAUUUGCUCUAUUUACCUAAAUAUGCAUAAAUAUGCAAUGUGAUACUCAACUGAUUUCACUCCACUCAAGGCAUGUAUUUUGGCCUCAUAAUAUUACUAUAGUUUAGUUUGAGUAAACAUUUAACCUGAUUGAUUAGUUUUAAAGUAGCAAAGGAAUAUCAGUAAAACCAAAGUUAUCACACAAAUGUGGAAGGACCCACUAAACCCUUGAAUUAAACCCUUGAAUAUAAGCAAAGAGGUAGGUGGCAAAGCAGUCUUUUUAGAACUUUAAAAUUAUGAGUAGAUAUUUUACAUUAUUUGAACAAAGAACAUGUUUAGUUUCACGCUUAAGGUUUACUUACUUACAGAUUUUCUUCAAUUUACAUUGAACAAAAUACAGUAUCACGUUUAGCCUGGGUGAGGGGACAUGUUUUGGCAUCUUUUCCCUAUAGUAGUAGUUUUUGGUUCAAAUUAAUUUUUGAAAAAUAGUUUUUGUAUGGAACAGUAUAAAUGGGCUUAUAAGUUCAAAUACUGAGCAAAUACACAAUACUAUAUACUAAAACAGGCACAUAAAGGAAAUGACAACUAUUCGUGGGCUCAAAAAACUGCAUAUUAAAACUGCAUAUUUUAAGUAAUUUUCAAAAUUUACAAAUCAGUAUCUCAGAGAAGCUAAAGAAAAUGGAAAGGAACAAAGCCCUUUUAGAAUAAUAUACAUUGCCUUGCUUCUUUCAAAAAGGAACAUGUACUUGGAACCCUAGCUUUUGUUAUUUUAGAGCACUGGUACAGAUAUGCUGUCCCAUACAUCAAUCAAUCAAUCAAUCAGGAUCAAAUGAUUAGUUUCACAUUGUAGGAAUUUAAGAAGUUUUUUUUUUUAAAACAGGAAGUAAUCAUCUCAUCAUUUCCAAAGAUGUCUUCAUGUCCCAUCAAUGACAUGCUACCAGACAUAUCAGAUUCCACAGGAUAAUGGCACCAAACUACCCAAGUAGAUGUUUCUGGUAUUCUAGACGGCCAUUCAUGCUCUCCAAAAGUAUACUUAAAAGUUUCAAAUACAGUUGCACUUAGAAACUGCAACCCUCCAAGUAAUGUUGUGUUUACUUAGAUAUGUAUCAGAGGCAAUAAUUUCCAAAGCAGAUCUGAUUUUAGAAUAUAACCAAUUUGUUAGAUAACUAACUUUAUCUCUACCUCAUCUGUUUACAAGCAAAGUAUUACUUUGUCUGGACUUAUUUCAUCUUCAGUGUCUGGGAUCGUGGGCAACAGAGCAGAUCGCGUUAAGCCCCAAAAUUUUUGAGGUGACAUGUCUUUUUUGGUGGCCGUAAACUUCCAUCCAAUAUGGCUUGCACAGAUCUUACAUUGGGCAACAGUCCAGGCAUACCUAAGAAAUUAAGGAAAGAUAUCAGCUAAGGAAACACUUCUGUACCUAUCACAAAGACAGACCUUAGAGGCAAAUUCUAAGGAUUAAGGACAUAUUCUAAGUUGACAUCUGAUCCGUACAGUUCCCUGAAACCUAAAAACAUUUUCUAAUUUUGUAAUAUGUAUGACUUUUAUGCUCUUAAGCCAUGUUUACAUUUUUCUUCUACUGCAUAGAAAUAAAUAAAGAGUAAUCUCACGAAUUUCUUUAUAGAAAUUGCUGGUUGCCAAGACCAAUCCUAACUUGUACUGGCUUUUCCUUUGUUGUAUUGCAGUCAAGUUAGAAAACAGCAGUCACCUGCAGAAAUAAUGCACUUCUGUCGGAGUUUAACUGGAUGGGCCAGGAAGGACACAUCUCAAAAAAUAUUUAAAAACUACUAUUCUAAAAUAAGAAUGACUGUCAGAUAAUGCAACCAGAAAUACAAACCACGGCAUUUUGUUCUUAAGAUAAACCAUGUAAUUGCAACUGUUUCCUUAUUUUUUUCCCCUAGGUAUACCAUGCCACAUUUAUUUAUAGUAACAAAUGUAUUCUAGUUUUAAUCCUCACAUAGGGUGCCAAGUAAGACAGAUAGGGCAAUCCAAGUGACAUGGUCCUAAUUCCAGGGUAGCAUGUAAUCCCUUCUUAGCAUCCCUCUUUGAAAACUGAAGAUAGAUAGUACAGCUGAGGGAACUGAACAGGUUCCCAGGAUCAUAGAGAAUCAUUAAACUGAAGCAAACAAAAAGAAAGCAAGACUAGAAGAAAAGCAGGAUUCAAUGGGUUCUGCACCUUCUCAGUCUAUCAUUGCUUUGUAAACAUUCUCUGGUUUUACAUUACUACAGAAUAUGGUCCAGAUACAAAGUUUUACUGGGUCAUAAGACAGACAGCUGAUGAUUUUCAGAAUUCUGUGACUGACUGACAGAAAAAAACAAUUUUGGAUUUAACUGGAUAUAGUAAUUUGAGGACAACUGCACUUGUCAACCUUCCUUUCAUUCAAUGAUGCUAUAUAAAAGAUACAAAAAGUGCAACAGAUGUUUCUAGCUAUUUGUGGAAUGAAGGACAUUUAAGUAAAAUUACUUUUUUUUUGUUUUUUGGAGACAGAUUCUCACUCUGUCACCCAGGCUGGAGCACAGUGACACAAUCUUGGCUCACUGCAACACUUUGCCUCCCGGGUUCAAGAGAUUCUUGUGCCCCAGCGUCCCGAGUAGCUGGGAGUACAGGCCCCUGCCCCCACACCCGGCUAAUUUUUGUAUCAAAUUACUCAUUUGUCUACUUUUUAUUAUAAAGAUUGUGGCAACUCUACUUAGGACUCUGGAUUUUUCUGCCCAAUUAAGGUUAAAAAAAAAAGAAAAAAAAAAAAAAGCAACCACCACCAUAAUAUUACCCAGGAAACCAGCUGUGUUCCGUAGAAGGCCGGCCUAUCAGAUUCAAGUUGCAAGCCUUAUACACAGUAAGUGUCUCAUGCACAUAUCCAUGAGGAUUCACAUAAGCUGCCAUCGGCCCACAUAAGGAUAAACUAAAACAAAGAAUCAACAUGGAGAACAAGUCAACAUGAGAAGUCUAAUUCUAUUAAAUGCUUAGAAUUUUAUUGAAGUUCACCAAGAAAUGAGGUAUGAGCUAUAUAGUUUUUAAUCUUUCAGUUUUACAUAAUACCAGGAUCUUAGUAUGAAAAUGGGGUGGGGGUGUAGCUGGCAGACAGGCCUGUUUUGUCUAAAUGUUUUCUGUGAGGACCCAAAGAAAAUAGUACUUGUUUUUAAAACACUUCUCAAGACAGACAUUGUAAAGAAUAUAAAACUCAAAUGCUUCUAAAGGAGUCUGAGAGUGUAAGUAAGUGCAAUGACAAGGUCCUGUGUGGUCAUUUUGGGGCAGUUGAUUAUUUUGCAGGAAGCAGUUUCCUUACCUUCUUGAUUUAUAAGUAAGUCUGAUGAAUUUGUCAUAAAAUGAUUUUCAAACACUGUUACAUCACAGCAUCAGUAUGUGUUCAGAAGCAUGUCCUACUUUGGCCCUAUAUGGCAAAACUGAUGACUGAAAUGUAAUUUCUGAGGCAUCUAUGUUAGGGCCUAAUUGAAGACAGUCUAAUAUAUAGAUUGUCAACAAUAAUUAGGGGGAAAAGAAUUUCUCAGUUGUUUUACUUUACCAUGCUCAUUACCUGUCAAUAAUCCCUAACAUGCAUUGUUGCUCUGAGUACCCAAUCUGGAAGAUGGUCUUAGCAAAAGUGAGCUAAUUCCCUAUAUUUCAUUUGCUGAGUCUUUGUAACUUUUAGGUAUUGGAGGAAAGUAUAUAGAAAACAGAAAUAGUCCUGAUGAUAAUUCUGAUAAAACAAGUAUAUUAAAAAUGUAAUAAAGACCUUACCUGAAUAUUUCA
Molecule: messenger RNA, 5794 nt
Organism: Symphalangus syndactylus (siamang)
Lineage: Eukaryota; Metazoa; Chordata; Mammalia; Primates; Hylobatidae
Gene: TRNT1
Product: tRNA nucleotidyl transferase 1
Biological process (GO): tRNA 3'-terminal CCA addition; mitochondrial tRNA 3'-end processing
Cellular component (GO): mitochondrion
Molecular function (GO): tRNA binding; nucleotidyltransferase activity
Source: RefSeq, a predicted model, not a curated record